AAACUAUACACGAAAAAUCUGCGGACCUAAGCGAUCGAUCAAAAAAAAAAUGCUUCGACCGGAUAAUCUAGGAUUAAAUCUGGAAAUUCAUCCCGAUGCCUUGGUGAUGAACCAAGCGAGUAGGGCCGGAAAAACACCCGAAGAAAGCCGAAUUUUGAAGGCAAAAGAUUACAAACUACCUGUGUUUACAAGAUACCGCGAGGGUACCUGUAAAGAAGUUUUUUAUUUCGUUCAAGUUGUGGCUCCAAAGUUCGGCCUCGCCGCACAUCCUGAAGAAAGCUGUGAUGCAGAGAAACGCGUCUUAGAAAAAGUCGUGAAUAUUCUCAACAACAUGAGACCUAAACCGAGAUUUUUACUCGUACAGGGAAAUUACACGAAUGCAUCACCAAAUGAUAAAGAAUAUUUCCCGCAGAUAGAGAGUUUCAAGUCGGUGUUUGAAAAUUUAAGCGCGGAGAUUCCUGUUGUGUGCGUUUGUGGCCCAACGGACUGCGGUAAUCCACCGACAUUGGACGGCAUCGAAGCAUAUCGCAAUAGUUUUGGCGACGACUGGUUUGCAUUCUGGGUGGAAGGAGUUCAAUUUUUAGCGAUGAAUACCAGUUAUUACAAAAACCUUAUCGCCGAUAUGGAGAGUUUUAAAACAGAACAACAGGAAUGGCUUGAAUCAAAACUGUUGGAGGCACAAGUAAACCCGCCAAAACAAAUCGUUCUUCUACAAACGACCCCAUGGUUUCGCAAAUCUAUAGAUGAGGAAACCGACACGGACAACAUUGAAUUAAACACUCGCCAAGAAAUUGUUCCUAAACUCUUAGAAGCCAACGUAAAAUACGUCUUCACUGGUAAUUUGAAUGGCUUAGGAAAGGACAAAGAAUUAGAGAUAGUUCAAACAAGUUCUUUAAAAAAAUUAGAAGAGGUGGGAAAUCCAGGAUUUCGUGUUGUCAAAGUCAAACCAGAGGGAGUUGCACAUAAAUUUUUUUCUUUGGACAACUCCCCAACAGAUCUAAAUUUAGAAUUUUAAUAAUCAUUGCUUUUUGCAGCUGCAAUCGACUUCAGAUUAGGGUGUAAUCCGAUAACUCAAAUGUUAGAGCCCAGAAUCAGGUUCUCAAAAAAUUUCCACAACCGCUGAUUCCGUCUUGCUGGGAUAAGAAUAUUGCAGACAUUUUCAUUAUUUUCACCCUGCUGGCGCAAAGCGAUUAAUCAAUGAAGAGAAACAUUUCAAAGGAAAGAAAAUCAGAAGUUAAAUAUUUGCUGUGGGUCAGAGACAAGUAUCGAAUCAAAUAUAUAUCAAAAUUGUUUGUAUGUAUUCUUAGAAGUGGUCUUUCCUGAAAAUAUUAAACUGCGAUUUUCGGUUUCUACUUAAUUGAGGUAGUUUGUACAAAAGUGUUUAUAAUUUUAAACAAGGCAUUUUCUUCGUGGCAAAUAGAAUAUUUAUGAAUUUAAUUCGCUGUCAUCAAAUUCGUGAUUUAGCAUCAAGUUGGCAUUUUCUAAGUUCGUUUAGUACCUACCACAAGACAAUUAACGAGCUGAAAUGAGAUUCUCGGCUUUCACAAAGUCCUCUCGUCGUAUUAAGGAAAUGAUUUUAACCGCGAAUGCAUAGGACAGAUCAUAUUUCAACAAUUCAUUUUAGGACUAUGGUAAUUUCGCUUGCAUCUUGUAUGAACAUUUUUAUUUGGUCAAGACACUUUUUGUCGAAGUUGUUUCGCAUUGAAGAUGAAAAAAGAAGACAUUUCUUUUAGCCAACGAAAGUCGAACAAAUGAUUAUGUCACAACCGUUUUGGUUACUUUCAGUUUGGAGAAUAAUACAUAAAAACUUAGAAAAAGGUUUGAAAAUUGAAUAUCUAGUAGCAUAAGUAUGCUUUUCUUAGAAAUUAGGGUUUGGUUCCCUAAAAAAUAAAAAGAGCGUUCUUCGAAGGGAGUGUCGUAAACCAAAAUCAAAAUUAUCCCAAAGGCCAAUCAAGAGAAAGGAAAUUACCUUUGGGGGACAAUGAGAAUCAAUGUAAAACCAACCCAACUACCUAAUGCGCGGGAAAAUGCGGGCGACCAGGCCGUGAUUGGUUUUAGUUUCACAUCUGAUUGGCUAAGAGAGUGGUGCGAUUUUUCUGGACCAAUCACAGAGCGACGUGAACUAAAACCAAUGCGAUCCCAGAUUGUUUUCAACGCUCAGUUGUAAAUUGCUCAUCAUCCAAUCCAGGAUUACUGAGUACCGGUAAUUUAGUCAAACCGACAGUAAUUUUCUCCUUCCCAAUCGAUUGUUUCUUGUCUUGACGCCGGAUAUGCAAGGUGACUACGCGGUAAAUUAGUCAGGGAAUUCAAUAGUUGGAAGUAGAAUGGCUCCAUAGAGGAAG
Stylophora pistillata is the source of this 2342-nucleotide messenger RNA. Its product is annotated as serine/threonine-protein phosphatase CPPED1. The record is from RefSeq and is a predicted model, not a curated record. Lineage: Eukaryota; Metazoa; Cnidaria; Anthozoa; Scleractinia; Pocilloporidae.